CAUCCUUCGAGCAACAUCGUCCAGCAUGAGCUCCCUCCGCGGCCCGCUUGUCAGCGCCGACUUUCUCGUGAGUCAGCACAGCGACGUGCACUACGAUGUCGGGACGUCCAUGCACCACGGCAAGCGCCUUGCACUUCGGUUCGAUAUGAAUGGGAGCUCGAGCUACGUCGAAGUGACGCGCACGGAUGUCCUCAAGCUCGUCCAAGCCGCGGCAGUAUCUGUUCAAGCCACGUCGCCCCGGGACACCGCCAGCCGCCGCAUCGAGAUUCCCGCCAUUCACAUGCGGGAUCUGCGCAAACUAGACAACGUGUUUGCAACGGCGAACGAGCCGUCGCUCGUGGUGCGGCAGCAAGCCAUCUUGGUCAACGCCGACCCGGUGCGCGCCGUGAUUCUGCGGGAUACGUGCCUCGUCUUUUUGCCCGACGGCGCCGACAGCCUCGUCUCGGCGCUCAAACACUGCUUCAAGGAGCAGCUCGUCGAUGGCAUGAGCCUGCAAUUCGAAUUUGCUGCGCUCGAGGCCGUGCUGCACACUGUCUGCAAGGUCUUGACAAAUGACGGCGAGAAGAUCUUGCCCCUCACCAAGGUCUACGUGGACCGCAUGGCCCGAGGCGAUCUGCCCAUGAACGAAAUGGAGACGCUCCGGGCACUCAAGAAUAGUUUGCACGAACUCGAGUCCCAGGUUAGCGGUAUGCGACGCAUGCUCAUGGAGUUCUUGGAGAACGAAGACGAGAUGCGCAUGCUCAACUUGACGACAAUCCACGAGGACCCCGCGCUCGCGAGGGACUUGGAAUACCUCGACACUGACAACAUCGAGUCAUUCCUUGAAGUGUACCUUCACGACAUUUAUGCGACCCAGACGCGCGUCGCACUCAUGCUGCAAAACAUUCAAAACACCGAGGGUCUCGCCAUGCUGCGACUGGACACGAAGCGCAACUAUCUCCUCACCGUCGACUUGACGCUGACGACGUGGACGACGAUGAUUACGAUUCCGACGUUCAUCGUCGGCGGGUUUGGCAUGAACCUCGACUCGUCAACGCAGCAGACACCCUACAUGUUUUGGAUCGUCUUUGGCGUCUGCGUCCUCUUUCCCCUCGUCGGUGUACGCUACGUCAUGCUCUUUUUGGAGCGGCGCGGCAUCAACACGAGCUGGAGUGCCAACUAACCCGCAUCGUAGCUUCUAAGAAGAAUGCAUAUAUAUAUGAACGUGCUC
Messenger RNA from Saprolegnia diclina VS20, 1210 nucleotides. RefSeq lists its product as hypothetical. Gene Ontology annotation, cellular component: membrane. The transcript is spliced from 9 exons. Gene Ontology annotation, molecular function: magnesium ion transmembrane transporter activity. Lineage: Eukaryota; Oomycota; Saprolegniomycetes; Saprolegniales; Saprolegniaceae. The record is from RefSeq and is a predicted model, not a curated record. The coding region runs from base 26 to 1162 and encodes 378 amino acids. Gene Ontology annotation, biological process: magnesium ion transport; transmembrane transport.